Molecule: messenger RNA, 1083 nt
Organism: Piliocolobus tephrosceles (Ugandan red Colobus)
Lineage: Eukaryota; Metazoa; Chordata; Mammalia; Primates; Cercopithecidae
Product: cyclin-Y-like protein 2
Exons: 10
Coding region: 1-1083 (360 amino acids)
Biological process (GO): regulation of cyclin-dependent protein serine/threonine kinase activity
Molecular function (GO): protein kinase binding
Source: RefSeq, a predicted model, not a curated record
AUGGGGAACAUACUGGCCUGUUGUGUGUGUCCCAGGGCCAGCCCUGAGUUGGACCAGCACCAGGGGUCAGUGUGCCCCUGUGGGUCUGAGAUCUAUAAGACAGCAGCUGGAGACAUGAUAGCAGGAGUGCCUGCAGCUGCUGCUGUAGAGCCUGGUGAGGUGACUUUUGAAGCUGGUGAGGGCCUCCACGUGCACCACAUCUGUGAACGGGAGAUGCCAGAAGAUAUACCUUUGGAGUCCAACUGUUCUGACCAUCCAAAAGCAAGCACAAUAUUCCUGAGAAAAUCUCAAACAGAUGUACAAGAAAAAAGAAAAAGCAACUAUACAAAGCAUGUAUCUACUGAGAGUGUUACUCAACAAUACAGUUCAUGUUCGACAAUAUUCCUUGAUGACAGCACAGCCAGCCAACCUCAUCUUACAAUGACACUGAAAUCUGUGACUUUGGCGAUAUAUUAUCAUAUCAAGCAAAGAGAUGCAGAUAGAUCUUUGGGCAUAUUUGAUGAACGGUUACACCCACUUACACGAGAAGAGGUUUUGGGGGAAUAUUUUAAGUAUGAUCCUGAACACAAAUUUAUUUUCAGAUUUGUUCAUACUCUGUUUAAAGCCAUAAGGCUAACAGCUGAAUUUGCAAUCGUCAGUUUGAUUUACAUAGAAAGACUUGUAAGUUACGCUGAUAUUGACAUUUGUCCAACUAACUGGAAGAGGAUUGUCUUGGGAGCCAUUCUUCUUGCCUCCAAGGUUUGGAGUGAUAUGGCUGUGUGGAAUGAGGACUACUGCAAGCUCUUUGAGAACAUUACAGUUGAAGAAAUGAAUGAGUUGGAAAGGCAAUUCUUGAAGCUAAUUAAUUAUAAUAUUGGAGUUACUGGCAGUGUUUAUAGCAGAUUCUACUUUGAUCUUCGCACCUUGGCACAUGACAACGGCCUGUAUUCGCCAGUUUAUCUUCUUGACAGAGAAAGAGCAUGGAAGCUGGAGGCUUUUUCAAGGAUGGAACAAUACAAAGUUUUCUAUAGUGCUGCCAAGAAUGGGUCUUUGAGUGCUGAUGAUUUAAUUCAUCUUCAGCGUGCUAAGGCCAUCCUCUUCUGA